This is a messenger RNA of Trachemys scripta elegans, 7641 nucleotides long. RefSeq names its product mannosidase alpha class 1B member 1 (gene MAN1B1). The transcript has 13 exons. Gene Ontology annotation, biological process: carbohydrate metabolic process; N-glycan processing. Gene Ontology annotation, molecular function: calcium ion binding; mannosyl-oligosaccharide 1,2-alpha-mannosidase activity. Gene Ontology annotation, cellular component: endoplasmic reticulum; membrane. The record is from RefSeq and is a predicted model, not a curated record. Bases 99 to 2105 code for a protein of 668 amino acids. Lineage: Eukaryota; Metazoa; Chordata; Testudines; Emydidae.
UGGGAGGCUGCGGAGCAGGAUAAUGGCGGUUGGGGCGGACGGCGGCUGGCGGUUGGGAGCGGUGCGCGCGCCGGGCUCUGCGUCCUGAAACCGCCGCUAUGUACUCGGCGUCGCCGCCGCCGCCGCCGCGACGGGACUUCAUCUCGGUGACGCUGAGCCCCGCGGAGGCGGCGGGGGCAGGCGGCUACAACAACAGCAAGGCCUGGAGGAGGCGCUCCUGCUGGAGGAAAUGGAAGCAGCUUUCUCGACUACAGCGGAGUGUAAUUCUCUUCCUGUUUGCCUUCUUGGCAGUCUGUGGCGUCAUUUCAUACACAAACAUGGGGGAACAGUGGAAAAGUCUAACGAACAAAUCAUCAGAAGAUCAGAAGACAGAACUAGAGAUCCCUGGAUUGAAACCAGCAAAUCCAGCUGUUUUACCAGCACCGCAGAAAGCAGAUGCCAACUACCCAGAGCUUUCACCUCAGAAACAUUCAAAGCCUCCUCACGUCCGACGUGGUCCUCCUAAUCUGCAGAUCAGACCGCCACGGAGAGAUGCAAGGGUAAAGGCCCAAGAUGUUGCUGGCAAGACUGAGGAAGAACCUGGCCAGGCUGAUAAAGAAGAGAAAACAGAAAAGUCCAUUAUUAGUUGGAGAGGAGCAGUGAUAGAACCUGACCAAAGCACUGAAUCUCCUUCCAGUAAAAUAAAAGAACCAGAAAAACCAUCAUCUGUGGAAGUGGAAGAUCAGAAAGAGCCAGUGCCCAUAAAUGAACGUCAGAUGGCUGUGAUAGAAGCAUUCCGCCAUGCAUGGAAAGGUUAUAAAGAGUUUGCCUGGGGACAUGAUGAACUGAAGCCUUUGUCCAAAUCCUACAGCGAGUGGUUUGGACUCGGUCUUACGUUAAUUGAUGCAUUGGAUACCAUGUGGAUUUUGGGCUUAAAAGAAGAGUUUGAAGAAGCAAAGAAAUGGGUGGCAACUGACUUACUGCUUGAUAAGAAUGUGGAUGUGAACCUCUUUGAGAGCACCAUUCGUAUUCUGGGGGGGUUGCUGAGCGCCUACCACUUAUCUGGAGAUAGCCUCUUCCUGGAAAAAGCUAAAGACAUUGGGAGCAGGCUUAUGCCAGCAUUCAACACACCAUCCAAGAUACCAUACUCAGAUGUAAACAUUGGCCGAGGCACUGCCCACCCGCCUCGUUGGACGUCUGACAGCACCGUGGCAGAGGUGACCAGUAUUCAACUGGAGUUUAGGGAGCUCUCUCGUCUCACUGGAGAUGAGAAAUUCCAGAAAGCAGUAGAUGCGGUGAUGAAGCAUGUACACUCUCUCUCAGGGAAAAAUGAUGGGCUGGUGCCCAUGUUCAUAAACACCAACAGUGGGCAGUUCACUCACCUGGGUGUCUACACUCUGGGAGCCAGAGCUGACAGCUACUAUGAAUAUUUGCUCAAGCAAUGGAUCCAGGGUGGGAAGAAAGAAAAUGAACUGUUGGAAGAUUACAUGAGAGCUAUAGAAGGGGUGAAAAAGCAUUUACUUCGGACAUCACAACCCAAGAAGCUUACUUUUGUAGGUGAACUUGCUCACGGCCAUUUCAGUGCCAAGAUGGAUCAUCUAGUUUGCUUCUUACCUGGAACACUGGCUCUUGGAGCUCACAAUGGGCUGACUGCUGAUCACAUGGAGCUGGCCAAGGCCCUCAUAGAAACUUGUUACCAGAUGUACGCUCAGGUAGAGACAGGCCUGAGCCCAGAGAUUGUACACUUCAAUCUCCAUGCACAAAAGGACCGCAAGGAUGUGGAGAUCAAGCCUGCAGAUAGGCACAACCUGCUGCGACCUGAAACUGUGGAAAGCCUGUUCUACCUGUACAGAUUCACGGGGGAUAAGAGAUACCAAGACUGGGGCUGGGAGAUCUUGCAGAGCUUCAAUAAGUAUACACGGGUUCCUUCAGGUGGUUAUACUUCCAUUAACAACGUCCAGAACCCCAGUAACCCAGAGCCAAGAGAUAAGAUGGAAAGCUUCUUUCUUGGGGAAACACUCAAGUAUAUGUUUCUGCUGUUUUCGGAUGACGUAGACCUAAUCAACCUUGACAAAUAUGUAUUUAACACAGAAGCUCAUCCCCUUCCUAUCUGGGCACCAGCAUAGAAGUACUAUAUGAAUCUUUGGCAGCGGGCUGUUACUUUGAGUCACUUUACUGUGCAGGGUUUGAACUGGGAUAGCAGAGAAUUGCUCUAUUUACCCUUUCUUGGUUUUUAAAAAAAUUGGAAAAGCAUCUCUGAUUUAGAGAAAUCGGUCAGUCUUAAAUCUAACUCCGCGCUUUAGCUCGGGGAUGGACAACCUGAGCACACUAUACUGCUUUGCCUGGAUUUGAUGCAGACAUCAAGGUUGGGGAAGCAAUUGCAGUGUGAACCCUGAUGUUAAUAGGUCUCUGAGCAACCAGUGACUCACUCGUGCCAUUCUUUGUAGAUUUUGGUUAUAUUUCAGGACAGCAGCAAGUUGUCUUAUAGCACAGGAUUGUCUCUGGAGAGAAGGACGUACUGAAAAGUUUGACUCCAGCUCAUUCCAUGGUAUGAGCCUGUAAUAUCUCCAUAUGGUAUGUGGGGUAGACAGAGAUCUGUACCUUUGUCCCAGUAAAAAUGGGGAUGUCAGUAAUAUUGCUGACACUUUGAUCUCGUUCCAAAUCAAUGAGCUCUGCAGCAUUCUGUUUGAAGAGAGAAAUUAUGUUCCAAAACCAUCUAUAGUCCAGCAUCUGAAUUUUACUGAGCUGUGGCUAAAACGAAUGAAUGGUGGCAAAUUGAGUACAGAACUUGCUGCUGAUUUAGCUCAAAGUGGUAAUCAAUUUUGUAGAUGUAUGGCAAUUUUUUUAACUUAUCUGCAGGAAUGCAGGAGACAAUGUGAAAAGCAAACAAUAUACAUACAUGCAUUUAUAUAUAUAUAUAUAUAUAUAUAUAUAUAUAUUUGCAUCAGUUAGUCUCAGGUAUUCUGACUGAAAGCUGCUUUGCGAGGUUGAGCUACAGAAAAGCUGGUUAGCACAUUAGGUGUAAUUCAAACCCAACUUUCUCAGAUCUUGGAUUUUAAAAAUGUUAUGUUGGAUCAGUGAGGCUCAUUGUUGUGCAGAGUAAUUCCUACUAUUUGUCUUACUAUGGAUUGACAAGGAGGGGUUUUCAAUUCUUUUUUCUUCUUUGAAGUACCUUGCUUGAAAGUGUUAUGUUCCCCUGUAGAAUUAAAUGCAGAUGGUCUGAGGGUCUUCUGACAUGGAUUCAGAAUGUGGUCCUACUGAAAGGGUCUCCCCUCUCACUGAUACUGCUAGUAGACUUGCUGAGAGCUGUUUGGGUGCUUUGAGGAGAAAAUAGACCUAGUGAUUAUGUAUAAAAGUAUUUUCUGAGAGUCUAGGGGGUCUUGCAUUUUUAUUUCUGGAAAUGAGUUUCGAAAGUAAAAUGAAACAAAUGUUUGAAAGAAACAUGAAUUUUGGAAGUAGCUAACUUAUGCAGUCCUGUGAACACCAAUACGUUGUGGGAGAAAAGUGCUAGUUCACUUAUAUUUUAGGGUCUCUUCCUGUCAUAGUUUCCAUGCCCAUAGGUCUCAUUAAUGAGAAGACAGGUUACAGGUACGUGUGUAGGCACAAUCCACUCUAAUUUUGGGGCUGAGAAAUAGUGGUAAUAUAAAGCUGACCCAUUGCAAUUCAGUUAUGGAUUUAACAGUAAAUGUAACUUUCUGUUUUGUAAAGUAAUCAAUGUCUGUAUAACUUGUCUUGCCAGACCUGGUCUUGCUGGAGUAGGACAUUACUAUUUGGACCACUUUUUAAAUCUUUAGGCAGUACUUAUCAUUCCUUGAUAAUGGCACAUGGAAAUGAAGAAACAAUUACUGCAAAUUAUCUCUCUCUCUCUCUCUAUAUAUAUAUAUAUACACACACACACACACACAUACACAGAGAGAGAGAGAGAGGUACCAUUUUUUUAAGUUUGUUGAUGCUGGGAGUUGGGGAUUUGCUGAUAUGACAAGUUAAUGCAGAAUGAAGUGAUCCAUAAAUUCAAGAAUUUUAGUAAUCUUGGAAUUUACAAGGUCUCCCCCUUAAGUGCACAUUGGAAUUUAGAAGCCAUACCCUAAAGCUGAAUAGUUGUUUUGUUGCUUGAUUUUUACAUGGUUCAUAAGAAUUCCAGAGUGUCUUGGUUGUAUUUAAGGGGGCUUAAGAGUUAAUUUUCAGGAGAUGAAUAUACACCCCAGUGCAGAGAGCAUAUGGUUCUAUGUAUCACUUAAGCCCUGGGUUAAGAUCAUAAAGUGCAGUUGCACUCUUAGAAGCAUUUGACUCUGCAAAAAUGGCACUGUAGGGUUCCAUGUGUAUUGUGUUGCAAUUCCUUCCAUAUCACAUGAGCUCAGUAUAGAAGUAGAAGGAUAUGGGAUGAAUUUCACUCUGAAUGAAUAAAGUGGAGGGAGGAGUAAACAUUAUCUCCCUCCCUCCCCCCCCCCCCAAUCCUAAAUUUCUAUUCCAAAGCUAUUGGUCUGAUUUAUUUCUUCUCUGGCUUCAUGCUGUCUUAGGAAAUUAACUUACCCUAACUAGUGGUUUUUGUCAAAUCUGACCUUUUUUUUAAUGUUUUGUUUAAUAUUGGUCAACAUUCUGCUCAGGGUAGAACAGAAACCUAAUGUCAGUUUGAAACUAGCAUUUAUUAUGCCUGAAACAUGUAAAUAGUCUGACAAUUGGCGAUCUGAUUGCUCCCGUUCUGACUGCUGAAGAGGAAGCUUUAAUUGCUUAUGUCAUGACCUGCUUUUGUGCCUCCUCAAAGAUACUUUCUUGCCUCUGAUUGGUUUGUGAAGUUUAAAGGCACAAUACUCCACCUUGAUGGCACAGCACAUCCUCUUACUUUCCAGACAUGAUAGGACCAGUGCUCAUACUUGGUUGGAAAGUUUCCAUUCAGGUACUGUAUGGUCCUUUGAACCAAAGCCUUAAGUGCAGUGAAUAUAAUCCAUCUACUUGGCAUCUCCAUGCAUUGAAUCACUUCCCAUACUCAAAUAAUGGAUUGUUGUGGAAAGGCCAUAAUUUAAUCCAGUGAUGUUAAAGACCCUUUUGCCGCGAGCUGCCCUGGUUACUUUCCAAGAGCUUGAGUGCCUUGCCUAAUUCUAACAAAACAAACAAAGUGCACACACUCACUAUUCAUUCGGACUUGGGCCUGCCUCCACUGAGGAAUAAAUACUGCUUGGUUUGUUGUGUAUGGUCACAGCCAUGAAGUACUGUACACUGACAGGGUGAGGCUAGUAGUGGGGUCUCAUUUAGGUACCAGAGUUUAAAUGAGGGCUUGGAAAAAUCUCUCUAUUAGCCCAAAGUAGAUAUGAAAGAUUGAUAUGGGGCAGAAGUGAAACCCCCAUUUGAGAAGCCCAACCCCACUGCCACCCCUUAAGUAUGGGGAUUUCUACCAAGGUGCUGUGUCUGGAAUCUCUUGGGCCUCCUCCAUAUUUUGUAUGGUCCUGUUAAGCGUCAGAUUAAAUCUGAAGCUCCACUCAUCCUCUCCAACUGCUGGGAGGGAAAGAAGCUUUGCCUUCCGUUCUCCUCGUGCCUCCGUCAUGAGGGGUUGAGAAGGCAAGUUUCUGCUACUGUAGGCUGUCCUAGCCUUUUUUUUGGUUCUUCACCUGUGAAACUACAGUACUUACUCCUCCUGCUGUGAGCUUUCUCAAGAAGCAGCCUGGAAGUGAAAGGAAGACAAGUUUCCUUGCUGCUCUCAGGAUUCUGAACAGCAGCAAUGAAACUGACCAGUCUAGUUAGUUUCACAUUGCUGCUUGGCAGUCUCAUAGCUGCAGUAGAAACACUGCAGCCUCAAAGAAAAUACUGCAUUUAUUCACUGUUGGAAGGUUAUUGGCAGAUUGCAAAGGACUAAAAAGUCAGUUUUUUAAAUGAAAUCUUAAGUACUGUUGGAAGUGAUGACACAUACUUUAAUGCUGCCCAGGGAAAGUUUCUGACUUGUGUGUGGAUUUUUCAAGCCCUGGGUUAAGCUAUUCUAUUCUGUAACCAGAAGCAGCAUUUCUUAUUGUUUCUGGAACUUGCCCCUAUGCUCCAUAUGGUUGUAUGUGAUGAUACAGUGGAAUGAUGAGCCUUUUGGUAACAAAGCCACUGCUGUAGGUCUUAAUCCAGCAUGCUGGGCUGAGUUAGUGGGAGGAGCUGUCUACUCCUCUUACCAGCUGGUCAGUUCAUGUCUUGUGAAAACAUUCCUAGUUCUUUCCUUUCCUUUCCUUUCUCUUAGCCCAGUUACUCUAAAACUUUUUCCAGGAAAUGGUGGAUGGGCUUGCAAUAGCUGUGACUAUCCCAGUUGCCACUUUGUAGGAUGUACUUGAUAACUAGAUUUUUUUCACUAUAUACCCUGUCCUCUUACCCAAGGUUUAAAAACCAUAAAGGAAAUAAAUCUGUGCUGAACUGGGUCAGAUUUGUCUGCCACAGAAAUCUGCAACAGAUUAUGAAGCAUGACACUCCCCCUGCCCCCCACCAUUUGAUGGAGCUACUUCUGACAAGAUGAAAGCUGAAUUCUGCCUCUGUCUUGCUAUAUAUCUAACUUAUCCCCACACUCUAUCAUCUAAAAGCCUUUACUAUUUGAUUUCUUCUAUACUUCACUGAUGUUCCUUUUUUAGCCACUUUCAGGCGUUAUCUUCUAAAGAGGAACAAAUCUAAUCUGCAGAACUACUUUCCUUGUUAAGUUUCAUAUUUUAGAAUCUUUCAUGAGGUGCAAGAGGGUUAAAAAGAACUCUUGCCUCCUCUCAGAGUGGAAAGUUGGAAGUCACCCAAAGGGCAGAGAGCAGGCCACUGGCCACCACUGGUUCAAAGAUUGUAGCUUAGCGUACUUUCUAGGUGGUUCACACCUCGCCUAGCUGCUUUGUUAAUGCAUCAUGUGGCAAAGACCGAUCCUAAUCAGGGGCAUGGUCUCUGUGUGGUUCCUGCUUUCCAGGAGCUGGGAGUGCUAGCAAGGCCGUGUAAUCAAGAAGCAAUUCCUGUAGCAGAGCAAGGAUAAAAGGUUGCCAAGAGAGACAGCCACCUGGCCUUGGCUUAUCUUGAGAGCUAGAGGUGGGGAUUCCAUUGGGGGAGGGGGAGAGUUGACUUUACUCCUUUCCCGGCUCUCCUCUGUAGAGACAUUCAGCGCGCCUCUCAUGGGGCACUAUGAACCCUGCCAAUUGCUGGAAUGCUUCCGCUUUAACCUGUGUGACCCUUGCUCUAUGUGGGAAACUUACUCCCAGUGCCUGGAGGGUCUGCUCUGAAUCAUGUGAAAAAGCAUCAAGGACUGGCCCUAGUAUCUAUCUGAACCACCUGAGGCCUGAUGGAAGCAGAGAUUCACCAGUGUAAAUAUUAACCAACACUGAGCAUUGAGUUGAGCAAUGGUAAGAACAAGUGCUGUACUUUGCCCACCUCAGUAACACGAGCCUGGGAUGAUUCUUCCCCCCCAAUCAUGGUAAGGUGAUACAUUUUACUUUAAGGCAUAUAAUUAAUUACUAAGAUGUAAUAUUUUUUCAGUCUUGCUAGUAUUUAUUGGUACACAGUAUUUGCAGUAGGUAAGAGUCUACUUGUUAAUGUGCAAAGAUGAAUUUAUUUCACCUCUCAGGGUGAGAGAAAAAUAUCCUUUUUGUAUCCUCUUUGGUUAUAUUCAAAAGCCAGCCCGUGGAAUUCUAUCACAUACUUUAAUAAACUUGUAAUUUAUUUUGAAAUAAA